UUGAGCAGCCAUUGUAGGGAAAUGACGCCAAUCACGGCAGAAAUAUUUGCAAGGCGAGUGGUACCCCUUGUAGCAGGGACGAGCUUUGGCGGUGUUUUUAGCAUUUUGGCAUCGUCUUGCAGCUAAAGGGAAUCAAGGAGAAUUAUUCGUUUUUAAAACAUGUAUGGUUUUGUCAAUCACGCCCUGGAACUUCUGGUACUCAGAAAUUAUGGCCCUGAAGUCUGGGAAGACAUCAAGAGGGAAGCUCAGUUGGAUGUGGAGGGCCAGUUUCUGGUCAGAAUCAUCUAUGAAGACGCCAAAACAUAUGACCUUGUGGCCGCUGCCAGUAAAGUACUAAAGAUUGAUGCUGGUGACAUCCUGCAGAUGUUUGGAAAGAUGUUCUUUGAAUUCUGCCAGGAAUCUGGCUAUGACACCAUUCUGCGUGUGUUAGGAUCCAAUGUCCGAGAGUUCCUACAAAACCUGGAUGCUCUACACGACCACCUGGGCACCAUUUACCCCGGCAUGAGGGCUCCGUCCUUCAGGUGCACGGAUGCGGAGAAGGGCAAUAACCUCAUCCUACACUACUACUCGGAGCGCGAGGGCCUGCAGGACAUUGUGAUUGGAAUUAUAAAAACCGUGGCCCAGCAGAUCCAUGGGACAGAAAUAGAAAUGAAGGUCAUCCAGCACAAGAGUGAGGAGUGCGAUCACAUCAAGUUUCUGAUCGAAGAGAAGGACUCUGAGGAGGAGGCAUUCUAUGAGGACCUGGAUGGCUUUGAGGAGAACGGGACUCAGGAGACCAGGAUCAGCCCCUACACCUUCUGCAAGGCCUUCCCUUUCCACCUCAUGUUUGACCGAGACCUGGUGCUCACGCAGUGUGGGAACGCCAUCUUCCGCGUGCUGCCUCAGCUCCAGCCUGGGGCCUGCAGUCUGCCGUCAGUGUUCUCUCUGGUUCGCCCCCACAUCGACUUCAGCUUCCACGGGAUCCUCUCUCACAUCAACACGGUCUUCGUGCUGCGGAGCAAGGAAGGCCUGUUGAACGUGGAGACGUCUGAGAGCGAGGAUGAGCUGACGGGGACUGAGAUCAGCUGUUUGAGGCUGAAGGGUCAGAUGAUCUACCUGCCAGAGGCGGAGAAUGUCCUCUUCCUGUGCUCUCCGAGCGUGAUGAACCUGGACGACCUGACCCGGAGGGGGCUGUACCUGAGCGACAUCCCGCUGCACGACGCCACGCGGGACCUGGUGCUGCUGGGAGAGCAAUUCCGCGAGGAGUACAAGCUGACGCAGGAGCUGGAGAUCCUCACCGACCGGCUGCAGCACACGCUUCGCGCCCUGGAGGACGAGAAGAAGAAGACCGACAGGUUGUUGUACUCUGUUCUGCCCCCGUCCGUCGCUAACGAGCUGCGGCAUAAGCGGCCGGUCCCGGCGAAACGCUACGACAACGUGACCAUCCUCUUCAGCGGGAUCGUGGGCUUCAACGCUUUCUGCAGCAAGCACGCCUCCGCGGAGGGCGCCAUCAAAAUCGUGAAUCUGCUGAACGACGUGUACACCAGGUUCGACAUCCUGACCGACUCCCGCAGGAAUCCUUAUGUUUACAAGGUGGAGACAGUUGGAGACAAGUACAUGACUGUCAGUGGCCUCCCAGAGCCCUGCACCCACCACGCCCAGUCCAUUUGCCACCUGGCUCUGGACAUGAUGGAGAUAGCUGGUCAGGUGAAGGUGGACGAGGAGCCGGUACAGAUAACCAUUGGGAUCCACACAGGAGAGGUGGUGACGGGGGUCAUAGGUCAGAGGAUGCCUCGUUACUGCCUGUUUGGAAACACGGUCAACCUGACAAGUCGGACGGAAACUACAGGAGAAAAGGGAAAGAUAAACGUCUCAGAGUAUACCUACAGGUGUUUGCAGUCAGCUGAGAAUGCGGACCCUCAGUUCCACCUGGAAUAUCGAGGACCUGUCGCCAUGAAGGGCAAAAAAGAGCCAAUGAAGGUGUGGUUUCUUUCAAGGAAAACCUCUGAAAGUGACGUGUGACUGGGAGCACCGCACCAGAGCAUAAACUGAACUGUGAAUGUUAUUUGAAAUUCACACUCAUUCAAGGUCACUCCAGAACUUACCGGUAGCAUUUGCUUUAUGGUAAAUAUGCAAUGAGACACAUACUAUUAGUAAAUGAUUGAUAUUGAAAUGAAAAGUAUCUCUUUAAUGGGUCAGAGACCACCUUUCAGAUUUCUUUACAGUACAAGAGCUAUGUGUGUUUGAAUUAGUCACCUAAAACACAUAAGAAAAUGUGUUACAUGUAUGGCAGCGUAAUCACAGUGUUAAAUAGACAGUUGUAUGUCUUGUCCCUUGUUGUGUAUAAAUCCAUAUUUAUGAAACAUAAGUUUUCACCUGAAAAAACGUUUAC
This is a messenger RNA of Megalops cyprinoides (Indo-Pacific tarpon), 2371 nucleotides long. RefSeq names its product guanylate cyclase 1 soluble subunit beta 1 (gene gucy1b1). NCBI's taxonomy places the organism in Eukaryota, Metazoa, Chordata, Actinopteri, Elopiformes, Megalopidae. Bases 160 to 2001 code for a protein of 613 amino acids. Gene Ontology annotation, cellular component: guanylate cyclase complex, soluble. Gene Ontology annotation, molecular function: heme binding; guanylate cyclase activity. The transcript has 13 exons. Gene Ontology annotation, biological process: cGMP biosynthetic process; response to oxygen levels. The record is from RefSeq and is a predicted model, not a curated record.